Molecule: messenger RNA, 2004 nt
Organism: Mya arenaria
Lineage: Eukaryota; Metazoa; Mollusca; Bivalvia; Myida; Myidae
Exons: 12
Coding region: 95-1939 (614 amino acids)
Biological process (GO): sulfation
Cellular component (GO): cytoplasm
Molecular function (GO): sulfotransferase activity
Source: RefSeq, a predicted model, not a curated record
UUUGUUAACAUCAAGCCAUACAUACACUCAUAUAUAUAUAUUGGUUCGUCACUGAAAGUAUUGACUUGACAGAACAGAGAACUCACCGUUCAACAUGACAUCUAACAUUACAGUACAGGCCUCGAAUGGAAAAGAGUAUAAAUUCAUUCAUGCUGGAGGAAUAACUUUAAGAAGUGAGUUUCAGUCAAAGCUUCCCGGCGGUGACUUGGCUAAGCACUUGGAAAAUGUCAAGAAUAUAGAUGUUAGAGACGACGAUGUUUACUUAGCAACGUACCCCAAAUCUGGCACACACUGGGUUUGGGAGAUAGUUCAAAUGUUGCGAAAAGGCAAGGCUGAAUAUGAAAAGGACGUUAAAGAGGCAGCAUUCGUGGACUUCCGUGCCACCGACCAAUUGGAGGAAAUCCCCUCUCCAAGGGUCUUAAACUGCCACUUCCCAGUCAAAAAUACUCCCAGGCAGGUCUUUGAAAAGGGUACAAAGAUAAUACAUGUUCAGAGAAAUCCGAAAGAUGUUGUGGUCUCGUUUUUUCAUCAUAGUACAAAGAUGGCGAAGAUGAAAGGGAACGAAGAUAGUGUACCGCAAACAUUCAGCGAGUUCCUGCAGUUGUUCACAGGAACAUAUGGGAUAUAUGUGUAUUGUCCAUGGACAGACUACGUGAAGGAAUGGGAGAGGUUUAGCUCAAAUCAUCCAGAACAGAUCUUAAACCUCUACUUUGAAGAUCUUAAAGAGGACCCUGUACGGGAAAUAAAGAAGAUCGACCUGUUUCUUGAGACUAAGUGCGAGGAGAAAUUGAUAAAAGAUAUCGCCGAUGCCUGCGACUUCCAGAAACUUAAACAGGCCGAUGCAGAGUUCAGAGAAAAUAAAUUCUUUAAAUCAAAAGGGCCUUCUCCGAUGUAUCGUAAAGGAGAAGUCGGUGACUGGAAAAACACGUUUACUGUUGCUGAAAAUGAGAUGAUGGACAAAUGGCUACAAGAAAACUUCUCAGAUACCAAGCUGGAAUUUAGAUAUACACUAAAUAUGGCAACUAAAAUUACAGUGGAGACUUCAAAUGGAAAAGAGUAUAAAUUCGUUUAUGCUAGAGGACUAACUUUUAGAAUUGACCAUUUGUCAAUGAUUCCCGGUGGAGACGUGGAUAAGCACUUGGAAAAUGUCAAAAAUAUUGAUGUUAGAGACGACGAUGUUUACUUGGCCACGUACCCCAAAUCUGGUACCCACUGGGUUUGGGAGAUAAUUCAGAUGUUGCGAAAGGGCAAGGCUGAAUAUGAAAAGGACGUUAAAGAGGCAGCAUUCCUUGACUUCCGGGCUACUGACCAUUUGGAAGAACUCCAAUCUCCAAGGGUCUUGAACUGCCACUAUCCAGUCAAACAUACUCCAAGACAGGUCUUUGAAAAGGGAACAAAGAUAAUACAUGUUCAGAGGAACCCGAAAGAUGUCGCUGUCUCGUAUUUUCAUCAUGUUAUAAAGAUGGCAAAGCUGAAAGGGAAGGAAGAUACAGUGCCUCAAUCAUUCAGCGAGUUCUUGCAGUUAUUCACUGGAACGUAUGGGAUAUAUAUUUUCUGUCAAUGGACAAAGUACGUAAAGGAGUGGGAACAGUUUACUUCGCAACACCCAGAACAGAUCCUAAACCUGUACUUUGAAGAUCUUAAAGAGGACCCUGUUCGCGAAAUCAAGAAGAUUGACCAGUUUCUUGGGACUAAGUGCGAGGAGAACUUGAUAAAAGAUAUCGCCGAUGCAUGCGACUUCCACAAACUAAAACAGGCCGACGCAGAAUUUAAAGAAAACAAAUUCUUCAAAUCGGAAGGCCCUUCUCCGAUGUAUCGUAAAGGAGAAGUCGGUGACUGGAAAAACAACUUUACUGUUGCUGAAAAUGAGAUGAUGGACAACUGGCUACAAGAAAACUUCUCAGAUACGAAGCUGAAAAUUAGAUAUACACUCAAGUAACAGAAAAAACAUGAAAGUGGAUGUAAUAAAAACUUUUCUACUCAAUAAAUCGAUUUUUGAAUAUA